Messenger RNA from Antrostomus carolinensis (chuck-will's-widow), 1131 nucleotides. Its product is annotated as AF4/FMR2 family member 3-like. The annotation marks the transcript as partial. Lineage: Eukaryota; Metazoa; Chordata; Aves; Caprimulgiformes; Caprimulgidae. The transcript is spliced from 8 exons. Gene Ontology annotation, cellular component: super elongation complex; nucleus. The record is from RefSeq and is a predicted model, not a curated record. Gene Ontology annotation, biological process: regulation of gene expression.
AGUGCCUUUGGCUCCAUUAAUGCCAGGACUAGUAGUGAAAUAGCAAAGGAGCUGGAGGAACAGUUUUACACCCUGGUUCCUUUCGGUAGGAAUGAGCUCCUGUCUCCUCUGAAAGACACCGAUGAGGUAAAGUCGCUGUGGGUCAACAUUGACUUGGCUCUUUUGUCCAGGAUUCCAGAGCAUUUGCCUGAAGAGCCACUGGCCAUGAGCGCCGGAGCAAACCCAAACCAGGCGGCCAGCCUCCCGCAGGGUAGUAGUGCUGACCCCCCCGCAGAGAAGGGCUUACCGAAAUCUAGAAGGAAACGCAAGUGUGAGAAUGAGGAAGAGUGCAGAGACAUCAAGAAGACUCACUCAGAGCGAGAGAGUUCUUCACGAUUAGCUGCCUCUGCCCUCAGCACCACAACAGCAAAUCACUGCAAUAUGAAUGAAAAUAGCUUGGCAAUACCAAUAAAUAAAAAUGAGAAAAUGCUUCGGUCACCCGUCUCUCCCCUCUCUGAUGCAUCAAAACACAAAUACUCCAACGAUGAUUUAACUUCCUCCAGCAGACCUAAUGGCAGCAGUCUAUUACCUUCCAUCUCCUCCAGCAAAAAACAUAAGGGUGAAAUCCAGUCGCAGCCACAUCCCGGAGACUUCAAUAAAGCAAUUCACGUCAAUUCAGAAAAUGUUCUUCUCUGCAAUAAGCCCCAGUCCCAAACAGAGCUUUGGUCACCUCUGUCCAGCACACCCAGGGACUGCAGAAGGACAAAGCUUAUCUUUGAUGACAUGCCACGCAAUGCAGAUUACUUUAUGCAGGAAGCUAAACGGAAGAAGCAUAAAGCAGAUGCAAUGGUGGAAAAGUUUGGAAAGGCACUGAAUUAUGCAGAAGCAGCACUAUCAUUUAUUGAGUGUGGAAAUGCAAUGGAACAAGGCCCAAUGGAAUCUAAAUCUCCUUAUACAAUGUAUUCAGAAACAGUUGAACUCAUCAGGUAUGCAGUGAGACUAAAAACCCACUCAGGCCCCAACGCCACACCAGAAGACAAGCAGCUGGCAGCGUUAUGUUACCGCUGCCUGGCCCUUCUGUACUGGAGGAUGUUUCGACUCAAGAGAGACCAUGCAGUCAAGUAUUCAAAAGCGCUUAUUGAGUAUUUCAAG